Messenger RNA from Nematocida ausubeli, 1485 nucleotides. RefSeq lists its product as uncharacterized. The record is from RefSeq and is a predicted model, not a curated record. The transcript has a single exon. Lineage: Eukaryota; Fungi; Microsporidia. The coding region runs from base 1 to 1485 and encodes 494 amino acids.
AUGGAUAAUAGAACGUACAUUAAAGACCUACAGCCAGGUGCCAACUCGUGCGUAUUCGGGCUUCUGUUGACACACACGCCGCUUAGAAAAACAACAGGAUCUGACUACCAGAUGGUUUUGAACAUAGUGGACGAGCACAGUGAAAAGCAUGUGCCAGUGCUUCUAUUUAUGUCAGACCCUGAGUGUUUUCCCAAGUACAUCAUAGAGAACCAAACAGUUAUCAAAAUAACAAGGCUAACUGUAAAAAACACAAACGGCGGCACGCGCCUGCUGAUUGACAGAAAGCACGGGUGCUUCUUUUUUGACGUCUGCAAGGGGCAGGUGAAUCCUGUGCCGUACUUUUCCUGUGCAGAGAGCGCGUAUGUAAGCAGUCUGGAUGAUUGGAAAAUUUUGGACACUAUUCGCAGGCACUUUAUUCAGCAAAUAUCAAUAGGGCCUGGAAUGAUAUCUGGAGCAUCCAAAGAAAAUGCUGUUGUAAGCGUGUAUGGCUAUGUGAAGGAUAUUAUGACGAGCCACGGAUGGAAUACACUGGUGCUGUGUGAUCCAAGCACAUACAAAGACCUCUAUAUUCGGGUGUGGGAAAGAGGUGUAGACAUGCUGCCAAAAAAGCAUACGUAUGUCUGCAUGUACAGCCUGAAGGUGAGAAAAAACAAUGCUACACAUAUUACAGUGGAUGUAAGUAAGAGUGCGCCCUUCGCGUGGACGUACAACAUACCCAGCGACGUGAAAACACUGCUGUCCGCAUUUACAACCAUAAACACCAAGAAGUUUAUAAGCGCGCUAGUGCAUAAAAUCAACAAGGUGACCUCAGAGAAUAAUGAAGCAGAUGACUUGCUAGGCAGCGAAGGAAGGGAAGAUCUCUCUGCCAUACUUGGGGAAAACGGAUCUAAGAGUGAUCUAGCCCAAUUUAGCGAUGAAGCCAUAAACGGGUGUUUUAUAGAAGAUAGCCCAGACUGCAUAAGAGAAGGCAGAGAAAGUGUUUCUAGCGCUGUGUCUAGUGCAGAUCACACGCAGCAGAGUGCAGAUGACAGCACAAAAAACAUUUCUGGAGAGCAAGACUUGCAUAAAUCGCAGCUUGUCUCUAAUGAAAUCAUGCGCAGUCUUGGAACGCAGUCUACUGGCACUCCGUGCACUCCAGAGCAUACGCUAGAAAAAAUCAUUCACGGGAAAGGGUACUUUAUUUCGUUUAAAGAAACAGAUAAUCUGUACGACGAGAUUAUACAGAUACCCAUUAAGCCGUACUAUAUGAACAAGACAAACAGCACUGUAACAUUUGACCAACAGGCUCUUUUCAUGAUGGAUCCUGAAACACGAGAGAAAGAGCACAUUCAAGUGCAGCACGUAGGCUUCUACAAAAAAGUGCCAAUGAUUUUCCAUGUUUGCGCAAGAGCACCUGGGACUUUAGAGAACAUAGCAGGGUUUAUCACGCUGCUUCCCAGCAAAACACCAACUUUACAUGUGUUUUUAUAUAAAAAUCCAGAAUAA